UACUACUCCAUACAACCCCGGCGCAUUGCUUCCCAGCUCUCUGGACUCCGGAUUCUGUAGGCUGAGAUAUUCAAAUCUAGCUGGUGGCGUAAAUAGGUUUGUCCGUCCCUCCUAUCAGUGGUCGUAUUUAUUGCCCUCGUCGCCUGCUCCUCCAUCUCGGCUCAAUCUCGCUUUGUCCAAACAUAAUCGCGCCGUCUGGGCAGUCGUUGCUUUUUGCUAGCCUACGACCCCCACUACCAGUCAUCUUGCUCGAGAUCAGUCUGUUGAGAAUAUCCUGAUGCUGGGGUUGCAUCUCCCUGAGCCAGUCCUGGCACAGAUAGAGUCCCUGCAUAUCUCGAUUUCUUGAUUGGGCCUGCAGACUCAUUCUUUGCUGACCCCGGGCCAGGAAAGGAAAACGACUGGCAACAAGGAAGCGCAGGAAAAAGAAACGAAAAGGGAGCUAAAUAAACCAGCACGGGAUCAGCAUUUGUUUUUUUUUUUCGCCUCGGAUUUUUUUUAGAACCCCAGUUCGAGUUCUCCUUAUCGUCGUGAGAUCAUACCACGUCCUCCUCCUGCAUAACUACUGCGACCAAUCGCCCAUGCAACGACUGCUACGAAUUGCUAAAAUUUUGAUUGUUCUUAAUUGUCUACAUUGAUAAUAACUUGGGAUUCUUUGAGCCGCCUCCAUUAAUCCGUCAGUACCUACAAGGACGAAAAAUAGGGGGGGAAUAACCCGUCAAUACGGAACUAGAGCAUGUUAGCGUCUGCUGAAGAAAGUGAUCGCAUCCAAAUUCUCCUGAGCCCUGCGAUUUCGUGACUGCGCUUCACAGACGCAUGCCCUGUAACCUACUGUCGUUCGCAGCAUUUAUGCAAAUCCUGCAGCCAUGAAAGACACAAUGGGCUCUCAGCAUCGAGCAGACUCCCAGGCAGACCUUGCCCACCGCCGAAAAAGUCUGCCCGCUCGGUCUGCCAAUGCCUCUGCCCACAAGCACAUCCCACCAGCCUCUCCUGAAGUGAUCUCGUCCCUGAUCUCGUCCCUCUCCGCCAUUUCAACGCCAGCCCAGUCUCACUUCGAUAAUUUUCCCGAAAUCGGCCCUCGCACCGCUCCCUCGUCCCCUGGUUUCCGGCAGACGGAGUUUCCCCGCGAUGGCUGGGAUGCAAAUGUGCCUACCACCCCAGGUUUUGGAAUGGAUUAUGGCGCCUACAACAAGCCUGUAGUCGACGAGGAGGAAAAUUCGUUUUUACACCCAGACGAUGCGGCGAUCUCCCCCGUCGUACGAAUGGCAAAGGCUCCCGCAUCCCCCCGUUCACCGCGGUCUCCUUGCUCCCCACGCAGUCCUCCUGGCGAUACCUCACUGAUGCGAUCAGGCUCUAGAGCCUCGAUGGCUUCCUCAAUUACCGGCCCAGAGGAUGGGUUAGGUUUUGGCGUGCCCAGUUUGGAACCAGGCCCUCGAAUGUCUACCGCAAGUAUCGCCUCUUCCAGCAGUGGCGGUCGAAGAAGUUUGAAGCAUCAGCUUAAUAUCCUGAAGAGGGCCUCGAGGGAGUUUCCCAAGGAUAAGGACAGUGAUCGAUUUCAUAAGGGUGGAGAUGGGAGAUUGAACAGCUCGCGUAGCCGGCUAAGCUUGCGUUCUACCCCUUCAAUGGCUGAUUUGGCGGAAGAAGUGAGUCUGAACAACGGUGUUUUCCAGUUGCUCGAGAAACAAUUAAAUGAGGACAAUCGUCGCGAGUCUGCUCCAACCCUUGGUACACAGAGGUCAAUUCCUGACACAGGCAAUGGUAGUCCUGGUGGAAUUGGAAGCGGCAGAGUCAUUCCCACUCGCGAAUCCUCUUUGCGCCACAGCUACCAUGGGAAUUCAAAUAAAAAACGUCGCUCAGGUCGCCAUAGCGUGUAUUCGAAUCGGGAUUUUACUAUUGAUCGUGAUAUCGCGGAGGUAAAUGCGGAAGACGAUCAAGUUUCGAAACGGAUACAAGAGCUCAAGGAGCAGCAGAAGAAGAUUAAGGACGAAUUGCAGACGGACGGAACGCCAGAAGGCAAUCCGCAGUCCCGGACACCCAGGCCGAGCCCCAAACAGCCAGCAACUCAGCAGACGACGGUAACAAAAGAAACAGUUUUGGUCCGACAAUCUGUUCAUACAGUGUCCGACCAGCCACUAAAAGAAGUUGAUGAGACGCAACAUGAAAGUGCACCCUCACCCGCUAUUCUCACACGGAAAUCACACGUAACCCAAAAACGCAACAGCGGACCUCUCUCCUUGAAAACUACGAAUAUCCAGCCUGCAUCAGGGAAGCAAUCAUUCGAAAAGCCCGAUCGCAAUGAAUCAGGCGUGCUACGGCGAAAGUCGACGCAGAACAGUAAUUCAGAAUCAAACCACCGACGGACAUUGUCAGGCGCAGUAUCGCCCGGUCCUCGUUUGUCUCUAGGGCAGGAAGACCGGCCGUCCAGUUCGGAUUCCAUUGACGAUGCUGUUCACGACUAUCUAUCAUCUCGGAGACUGACUCAGAAGGUCAGACAUCCACAUACGGGACGAGUAAUUGCGUUCUCAGAAGUUGGUGACCCGAAAGGCCAUGUGGUAUUCUGCUGCGUGGGCAUGGGUUUAACGAGAUAUUUAACUGCCUUUUACGACGAGCUGGCUCGGACGCUGAAACUAAGGUUAAUCACGCCAGAUCGACCUGGUGUUGGGGAGAGUGAGCCCUGUGUUGAUGGAUCGGGGACGCCACUUAGCUGGCCAGAUGACGUCGCCAUUAUUUGCAAUUUCCUUAAAAUCACAAAAUUCUCUAUGAUGGCCCAUUCCGCUGGGGCGAUAUAUGCUCUUGCGACCGCGUUGCGAAUGCCGCAACAUAUCCGAGGACGGCUACAUCUACUUGCUCCAUGGAUACCUCCAUCUCAGAUGACCAGCAUGGGUUCUCACAAAGAACCCCUUCCAGCCAGCGCCGUUCCAUACUCCCAGAGAAUCCUUCGUGCCUUACCCACCCCCUUCCUCAAAGUCGCCAAUUCCAGUUUCAUGACAACAACCAGCGCGAGCAUCACCAGCAGCCUGCCCAAAAACUCAAGGCGGACCAAACGCCGCAGCACAACCAUAGCCGGCACCAGCGAUGCCGGCUUCAAUAAUUUCAUUUCACAACAACGCCGGAGUUCCGUAUCCAUGCCUCGCGGCCCAACCAAACGUGAUUCCCAAGAAGUUGUCUCCCGCGUGACCGCGAACCCAUCAGAUCCUAAGGCAGAGUCCGCCAUCAUCGCCGCAGCGGCCGCCAUCGACAAGGAGCGCCAGUCAGAUUACGACAACCGCCUCACCCACGCCAUCUGGGAACUAGCCACCACCAACGCGAACCCAGCCGUCGAUCUGCUCGUCUGCCUCGAACGGCGCCAGACAAUAGGAUUCCGCUACGUCGACAUCAACCGCGCCGUAGUUAUUCACCACGGUACAAGGGACACGCGGGUCCCCGUUGACAACGUGCGGUGGCUGGGCAAGACGAUGCGGCGGUGUGAGGUGCGGGUGCUCGAAGGAGAGGGCCAUGGGCUUAUGGCUUCCGCGCUUGUUAUGGGGAAUGUGAUGAUGGAGGUUGCGAAGGAGUGGGAGGAUUGGACGACUGUUGUCCAGGGGAGGAGGGAGGGGGGUCGACGGGGAACAGUGACUAACAGACACUGAAAAAAGAAACAAAUUUAUUACUAUUUUCUUUGAGUGCUUGCUUCGCUUUUUUUAUGCAAACACUUUCCCUCCUAUCACCGCCGCCGCCGCCACCGACUUACCUUUCUAUGCCUCUAUCUAAUUUACUUUACUUUGCUCCAAAGGCAUUUGAUCUGACCAAUCCCCGAUAUUUUGACAUUUUGAUCCCCUCGUAAUCUCUUUUCUUGCCGCCGGCUACCCAAUCUCCACCCACGAUUUGCCGUGUUCCCCGCCUUUCCAAGAGAAGGGGGUAACGUGGGAAAAAGGGCAAUAAGGGAAAGAAACUAAUGAAGUGUGAAUUUUUUGCCUGAAACUUGUUCUGGAUUUUUUGUUUUCUAACACCCUCUCAUCUCGUAAUAUUUAUAUCUUCCACCCCUCUCCCCCAAACGUAUACUCAAUUUCCAUCCCUUUUUGCGUUAUACCUCAAUUUUUUAAUAUCUAAAUUUUCUUUAAAAAGAUCCCCAUUUCUUACACCUUCUAAAGACCUGUCUAUCUUAUAUUUUUUUUUUUUUAUGUGCCAUACCCCUCCGACUAAUAUCGAUCUACCCCCUACCUAGCCUUUUCGCGAUUACGUUGAACGCUCUCCUCACAUUUUCGAUUGAUAAUCCGUCUCUAGUUCUCCCUUUCAUGUCUUUCUCCUGUUUCCUUUUUCCUUUUUCCGAUUAUUUUUCUGGCAUCUUCUUUCAAUUUCGUAUCUCAUCAUGUCUCUCCACGCAUUAUUCCUGAUGUCGUGUUAUCUUUUUUUUUUUUUUUUUAUGUUUUCUAUCUCUAUUUCCUUUGUCUCUCUCUCUCUCUUUUUUAUUUUUAUUUUCGUUAAUACCCCCUUUUACAUUUUGCCUUUGUUUUAAAAUCUUCGUGGCAUUUUUCAUUUCUCCUCAGACUAGCUACCCCCCAUUUUUUCUGUAUUUUUUCUGUAUUUUUUCUUUUUUUUCUUUUUUUUUCUUUUUUUUUCGGCUUUUCUUGUGAAUUAUUGUAUUAGUUUUUAUUGCUCUUGUAAAAGAAAAAGAAAAAAAGGAGGAAAGGAAAGAAAGGGGAAAGAAGGCUGGUCCUGGCUGGAGAUAAAAAGGAGAGAAAAAGGUCCCUUAAUUUAUUAUAUUCCUCUUAUGGCACCAUUAUUUUUUUUAUAUGUACAUACAUACAUCAUGGCACUUGGCGACACAAAUAAAUGUAGACAUCCAUCUCACGACAACGCCAUGUACGUGACUGACCCCUCACGUCUCCCCCCUCUUGUACAUGUACCAACCUCAGAAACCGUUCAACAAACAAACCUCUUUCUUCCCCGCGCUCUUCAAUAUGUCGCGUUAUAGUUCGUUGAUACCAAAAGUUACUUACUCC
Blastomyces dermatitidis ER-3 is the source of this 4979-nucleotide messenger RNA. Its product is annotated as hydrolase. The transcript is spliced from 2 exons. NCBI's taxonomy places the organism in Eukaryota, Fungi, Ascomycota, Eurotiomycetes, Onygenales, Ajellomycetaceae. The record is from RefSeq and is a predicted model, not a curated record. Bases 864 to 3626 code for a protein of 920 amino acids.